AUGGUCCAAGUCGUCAAGCGCCAGGGCUACAAGCUGCUCAACCUCUGGACCACGGACAAGGCCACGUUCCCCGUCGUCUUCUGCGCCUCCUUCGCCGCCGUGGCUGCCACGGGCAUGUCGCUGCGCUACCUCUUCAUGAACCCCGACGUGUACGUGAACAAGGAGGAGCGCUUCGCCGAGCUGCACCACACGCUGGAGCCGCGCGAGGACCGCGGUUCGUCGUGGCGGCAGUUCCGCUUCCGCAUGGCGAACCUCAAGCGCAACCCGAUCAACCAGUCGCGCCAGUUCGACGACCUCUUCGCCAAGGAGGAGAAUCAGAGCGUCAAGAGAUAG
Messenger RNA from Phytophthora sojae, 333 nucleotides. RefSeq lists its product as hypothetical. The transcript has a single exon. Bases 1 to 333 code for a protein of 110 amino acids. Lineage: Eukaryota; Oomycota; Peronosporomycetes; Peronosporales; Peronosporaceae. The record is from RefSeq and is a predicted model, not a curated record.